AUCGAAAUGACGUUUUUUCCCCAUACUGGCUCUUGAAAAACCAACCACGAGUCGUCGUCGUCGUGUGGGAGAAUCCAUUUUAUAAAGAGCCCUGAGACUUUGUGAUUAGAAAGCGAAUCGGCGUGGUUUGCUUUACAUUUUUGUCAUUUUCCACCGAGUUGACAAGUGUAUUUUUACAACAUGGCUGAAAUUGAGCAGCAGUACAUGGAGACCUCCGAAAACGGCCACGAAGUCGAUGACUUUAAUGGAGCUGGCCAGGCCGGAGAGAACGCCUGCGGGGCAGGAGAUGAGCCCGAUGUCGACGACAAUUCCCAGAACGGCGGAACGGAAGGUGGUCAAAUAGACGCAAGUAAAGGCGAAGAGGAUGCAGGGAAAAUGUUUGUUGGUGGUCUGAGCUGGGACACAACAAAAAAAGAUCUAAAAGAUUACUUCUCCAAGUUUGGUGAAGUGUCAGACUGUACCAUCAAAAUUGACCAACAGACGGGUCGGUCACGAGGAUUUGGUUUCAUCCUUUUCAAAGAUUCAGCCAGUGUAGACAAGGUUCUCGAACAGAAGGAACACAGGCUAGACGGGCGACAGAUUGAUCCCAAGAAGGCUAUGGCCAUGAAAAAAGACCCAGUCAAGAAAAUCUUUGUUGGGGGGCUCAACCCGGACACUGCGAAGGAGGUCAUUGAGGACUACUUUAAAACAUAUGGAGAGAUUGAGACAAUUGAGCUUCCCCAAGAUCCAAAGAGUGAGAAGAGGAGGGGUUUUGUCUUCAUCACCUAUCAAGAUGAGGCUCAUGUCAAAAAAGUAAUGGAGAAAAAGUACCACACUGUUGGUGGGAGCAAGGUGAGCUUAUUAUCAUUUUCUUUCAGGGGCAAGAGUUCUGCCUCCGAUUUAAUAAUGUUUGUUGUGUUGCAGUGUGAAAUUAAAAUCGCCCAACCCAAAGAGGUUUAUCAGCAGCAGCAGUAUGGUGCUCGUGGAUAUGGCGGUGCGCGUGGCAGGGGCCGUGGAGGCCAGGGCCAGAACUGGAAUCAAGGUGGUUACAACAACUACUGGAACCAAGGUGGUUACAACCAGAACUAUGGAGGCUACGGACAGCAAAACUAUGGAGGCUAUGGCGGAUAUGGCGGCUAUGACUACACUGCUGGUUAUUACGGCUAUGGGGGUGGCUACGAUUACAACCAGGGCAAUACAAGCUAUGGGAAAACUCCAAGACGUGGCCACCCGAGUAGCUACAAGCCAUACUGAUCACACGUAGUGCAGGUCUAACGUAAAUAAGAAAAGAGAUCCAUGGUCUGACCACAGCGAACAUGGGCUCUGGCUUUUCCUUUGGAGUUGGCAGAAAUUUGGACUCAUGCUCCAUUUGUACAGAUCAAGUGAGGAAUUGGGGAAGCAAAUGUCACUUUUCCACUUUUUAUUUUAUAUUGUUUUGUGUCCAUUUACAUUUCCAGUAAUGGAAGUGUUAUUUUUACUGUACUUUUUGGUACCUUUUUGAAUCUAAUGUUAUUGUAUGGUUGUAUUUUUACAUGUCUACUGGAUUUACAAACAGGAGCAAGAGCUUUUAAAGCUCGCAAAUAAAACAGUUUAGCUUUUUUUCCAGUGUUCCUAGAUCAUUAGUUAUGUACUCACGUGCUGACUGUUGGAAUGCAAGUUGCAUGGCUUUAGAUAUGGGGGUGAGACAAAUUUAAGGGAUUGAAACCAAUCAAUGGAUUCAUUUGUAAGCGUGUUAAAUGAUUUUUGUAGAUGGCCUAGUAGAUAGACAACCGGCAUAUGUUGUUUUUUGUUUUUUUGUUUGUUUGUUUUUUGUUUGCUUUUAUGUAGAUUCUUCCCCAAUCGUGUCUGCAAUUUUAAGUGGCUUUACUAGUGUAAUACAACUCAACGCAAGCCUGUUAAAUGUAAGAGGGCACCCCCUCUCCCUCACUGGAUACUCAUUCCUCUAGUGUCUUGGGCAAAUUGGUAGAAAUAAACUUUUGGUUUAUAUUACAAA
This is a messenger RNA of Hippocampus zosterae (dwarf seahorse), 1972 nucleotides long. Its product is annotated as heterogeneous nuclear ribonucleoprotein A/B-like. The record is from RefSeq and is a predicted model, not a curated record. NCBI's taxonomy places the organism in Eukaryota, Metazoa, Chordata, Actinopteri, Syngnathiformes, Syngnathidae. The transcript has 8 exons. Bases 181 to 1233 code for a protein of 350 amino acids. Gene Ontology annotation, biological process: regulation of gene expression. Gene Ontology annotation, cellular component: nucleoplasm. Gene Ontology annotation, molecular function: RNA binding.